AUGACGGCGGUCAGUGCUGAGUACAGGCCGGGCCGUGCCACCGGAAAGCCAGGCCGUGCCACCGGAGAGCCAGGCCGUGCCGGGCCAGACCGUGCCACCGGAGAGCCAGGCCAGAGCCAGGCCCGUGCCACCGGAGCCAAGCCAUCGGAGAGCCAGGCCGUGCCACCGGAGCCAGGCCGUGCCACGGAAAGCCAGGUGCCACCCGGAGGGCCAGGCCGUGCACCGAGGAGCCAGGCCGUGCCAUCGGAGAGCCAGGCGUGCCAGGCCGUGCCACCGGAGCCAGAGCCAGGCCGUGCCACGGAGAGCAGGCGUGCCACCGGAGAGCCAGGCCGCGUGCCAACCGAGAGCCAGGCCGUGCCACCGGAGGAGCCAGACCGUGCCCACCGGAGAGCCAGGCCCGUGCCCACCGAGAGGCCAGGCCGUGCCACCGGAGAAGCCAGGCCCGUGCCACCGGAGAGCCAGGAGAGCCAGGCCGGGGCCACCGGAGAGCCAGGCCGUGCCACCGGAGAGCCCAGCCGUGCCACGGAGAGCCAGGCCGUGCCACCGGAGAGGCCGUGCCCCGGAAGCCAGACCGUGCCACCGGAAAAGCCAGGCCGUGCCACCGGAGAGCCAGGCCGUGCCAUCGGAGAGCCAGCCGUGCCACCGGAGAGCCAGACCAGCCUGCCACCACCGGAGAGCCAGGCCGUGGCCACCGGGAGAGCCCAGGCCCAGCCAGGCCGUGCCCACCGGAGAGCCAGGCCGGAGAGCCAGGCCGUGCCACCGGAAAAGCCAGACCGCCGUGCCACCGGAAAGCCAGGCCGUGCCACCAGAGCCAGCCAGCCGGAGAGCCGGCCGUGCCACCGGAGAGCCAGACCAGGCGUGCCACCGAGCCAGGCCGUGCCACCGGGAGAGCCAGGCGUGCACCGGAGAGAGCCAGGCCGCCGUGCCACCGGAGAGCCAGGAAAGGCCAGGCCCGUGCCACCGGAGAGCCAGGCCGUGCCACCGGAGAGCCAGGAAAGCCAGGCCGUGCCACGGAUGAGCGGUCACUCGCGGUCACGGGAAAGGUCGCCGAAGAUGACACCCAAACCUAUCCGCCUGGUGGUCGACCUUGAAGCCAUCCGCAAGCUGUGCCACUGGGUAGAGGUCGCCUGUCACGCGGACUCGGGCUCUGAAGCUCCUCGGACGACAGUGUGUUCCCGGGCCUCGUAG
Penaeus vannamei (Pacific white shrimp) is the source of this 1188-nucleotide messenger RNA. NCBI's taxonomy places the organism in Eukaryota, Metazoa, Arthropoda, Malacostraca, Decapoda, Penaeidae. The record is from RefSeq and is a predicted model, not a curated record.